AAAAGAGAGGAAAAAAGAUCUCCCAGUAGUGGAAUCGCUUUGAUUCCUUUCCUUCUCGACCACCCAAAUAACCCACCGAGUCAGUCAACCACUACUCAGUGUCCCACCAUUCCCCUUCGACAUAAUUGCUUCGAGGAGGAAGAAGAAGAAGAAGAGUAGUACCACUAUAAUUAACAGUGACCGCGUCUUGAAGCUGCCACAGUUUUCUUCAUUCACACUCUAUUCCUUCCUUCCUUCCUUCCCUCCCCAUUAUCUCUCUUUCUAUUCAUCUCUCUCAAUCUCAGCCUCCUCUGUUUCUAGUUCGGGACCCUGAAUCUCGUUAAUGAAGGAAACAGAGAGAAGAAUCGUGGUGGACGGGGGAUUCGUGCAUCAGGAAGAGAAGCAUUUCACCGUCUUCAAAACUUCCCUGUUCUUCGCCAACGACGGAUUCACCGUAUACGACUGCAGCAGCGGCGAGUUGGUCUUCCGAGUCGACUCGUACGGGCCCGACGCCCGGGACAGAGACGAACUCGUCCUCAUGGACGCCCACGGCCGCUGCUUACUCACUGUCCGGAAGAAGAGGCCGAGUCUGCAUCAGCGGUGGGAAGGAUUUCUCGGGGAGAGGAAGGAAGGGCAGAAGGCGAUGUUCAGCGUGAGGAGGUCGUCGAUGAUCGGACGGUCAGGGAUGAGCGUGCAGGUGUACGACAACCCAGGGGAGGAGUACGAGAUCGAAGGGAGCUACGGGAGCCGGAGCUGCACGGUGGUCGACGCGGCGAGGGGAGCGGCGGUGGCGGAGAUCCGGCGGAAGGUGGACGCGUCGACGAACGUGGUGCUGGGGAAGGACGUGUUCUCGCUGGCGGUGAAGCCCGGGUUCGACGGGGCGUUCGCCAUGGGAUUGGUGCUGGUUCUCGAUCAGAUCUGCGGCGGUGAUUUGGCGGAGGAUGAUGGUGAUGGUGCCGUUGAUGUUGUUCACGUGGGACAUGAGGAGGAGGAGGAUAGCGGGCCGCUUGUUGUUGAUUCAAAAGCGAUGGGUCGGUAGUUUUGGGCCUCGUUGUUAUGGGCUGUGGGCUGCUGCUAAGGCAGGCCUUGGACCCUGUUUCCUUACGUAGUUCGGCCGCUAAAUGAAAAAUAAUGAUGACGAAUUUGAAGCUCAAAGUGUAGUCUUACAACCGAGAGCGGAUCCCAUGACUAAGGAGAUCCUUAGUCAUUUGACUAAGCCCCUCCUAGCCAUUAAAUCUGGACACUUCAAUCCAAUGGUUAAAAAGUGGGAAGGGCUAUUUAAUUAAUGACAGGAAUAGUUUGGGUAUUAUGAAAAAUUACGAAGUAUACAAACCGGAUUUACAAUCAGUACAAACCAUACAAACAUACGAACAGUACAAACUAGAGCGACAAAACAUACAAACAGAUUUACAAACAUUACAAAUGUAUGAACUGUACAAACAAUACAAACUAGACCGACAAACAAUACAAACCAUAAAAAAAGAAAAAACAACCGGGUUGACUUUGGAGGCUCCAUUCCUAUAUAGAGGGGCUUAGGGGUGUACAUGGGUCGGGUGGUCCGGGUUUAGGCAUUUUAAUCACCCGACCCAUGCACUACGGUUUGGGAAAUAUUAAACCCAAACCCACCCAAAAAAAUCUAAACCCUACGGUUUGUUUCUAAUUGGGUUGGGUCGGGUUGGCGAUAUUUUUAAGUAAAAACCCAACCCAACACAAAAUAUGUAAUUAUUCUACAUCAUAAAAAUAUUUUAUAAAAAAUUAAAAAUUCAAACGAAUAAACCGAGGUGAAAGGUAUCAAAAUUCACAAAUAUUGUUUGAAUUUUAAUAAAACUUGAUUACUUCAACUUAUGUCUAGUUUUUUUCAUGCCAUUUGUUGAAAUAGGCUAAAAAGGUUACAAAUGAACGCAUCCAUAAUAUGAUAUUCUUUUAAAAUUGUACACAAGAAAAAAAAUACGUGAAUCAUAGCUAUAUUAAAUAUAUGUCUAAACUUUAA
Linum trigynum is the source of this 1969-nucleotide messenger RNA. The record is from the annotation of a GenBank genome assembly. Lineage: Eukaryota; Viridiplantae; Streptophyta; Magnoliopsida; Malpighiales; Linaceae.